AUGGAACGUAGACGUUCUACUAAAAGAGCUGCUCCAAGGAAAUCUGAGCCUGCUCCCGAAGAAAGGUUUUUCGUUAACCCAUCAUCUAUCAGCCCGCAUCUCCUCUGUCCUAUAUGCCAGGAGGCAUUUUCUAAUCCUCAACGUGCACCAUGCGGCCACUCAUUUUGCAAAAGUUGUAUCGACCCGUGGAUUCGUGACUCGCCUACCUGUCCGGUUGAUCGUUUGCCUAUCCCAAAAGGAUCCAUGCAUCAUGAUUUUAUAGUUGAAAAUAUAAUAGGCGAAUAUAAGGUAUCAUGUCCUUGGCGUUCUCUAGGAUGCGAUUUUAUCGGUCGCUUGUGCAUUUUACCCAGUCAUAAGAAAACGUGUCCAAUGAAUCCUGAACUACUUCCUGCAGAAUUACGUAAUCGUCUUCUGCUAUCGAAAGCUCUACAGGAACCUACCCCUCCUGCAGUCAUAAAUAUUAGCACAAAUGAUGACAGUAAUGAAAGUCAUGCAUCAACUAGUCAUGAGAAUAGUGUAUUGUCACAGAGUGUUGGUCCCACUCUAUAUGACACUAGAAAUAAUGAAAGUGUUGAUGAAGAUCACCUUUUGCCUGCUCCACCACCUAGCCUGUUGUUUCGAUUAUAUCAGAAUUCAGAUGAGAAUGGUCGCAGUCUAUUACUUAACUUUCUAAAAAGUGAUCAACGUUCCAUAAUAAAUACUGAAUCUACUUCUACCAGUGCAGGUAAUAAACGACGCCGUAGACAAUGA
Messenger RNA from Trichobilharzia szidati, 750 nucleotides. Lineage: Eukaryota; Metazoa; Platyhelminthes; Trematoda; Strigeidida; Schistosomatidae. The record is from the annotation of a GenBank genome assembly.